AUGGUUGGCAUGUCCAGAGACGCGGUCCGCUUUGGACGUGUGCCAAAACGCGAAAAAGCGAAAAUGGUCGAGGAAAUGCAACGAACAUCGGCUCAAUCGCAGCUCGACGCACUGGCGGUUCAAUUCGAAAACGAGGCGGAUGCCAUCGAAAGGAUUGCGGCAGCGUUCACGUUACUCUGCGGAACGAUUGAAUCUUGCAUCGUCCCGCUGCCAGGUGGUCGUUGUCCAUUGCAGUUUCACUCGUAUCUGACGGCAAUCAAGGGCGUAGUCGAUUUCGCCAACACGAUCCCAGGAUUUCUCUGCCUCGCGCAAACCGAUCGCAUUCAGCUGCUUAAGAGCUGCGUGUUUGACGUGCUGCUGCUGGCAUCGGCGACUCGAAGCAAUGGUCAGGAUACGAGCCUUCCGGCAUCACCCCUCCUGGCUCACUCACUGGUUCAUUUCACACAUCGUCUACGUUCGCUACCUGCUGGCUGUGCGUCUCUGCUGGCUGCGUUGGCGGUAUGCCAACAGGACGUUCUUCUUCCAUUACCGUCACUGUCGACACGUCUCGUGGAACGCCUUUGGUGGCUUGAAUGGGACCCGACCGUUGGGGCCAGCGACGUUUAG
Ostertagia ostertagi is the source of this 606-nucleotide messenger RNA. Lineage: Eukaryota; Metazoa; Nematoda; Chromadorea; Rhabditida; Trichostrongylidae. The record is from the annotation of a GenBank genome assembly.